AGCUGCUGUUUUGGCGGAACAGGAGCAGAGCAGGAAUAAUGGAGGAGGAAAGCCGGGACACGGAGAACAGCAACGGAGAGGAGUCCUCCUCAGCUCGCGCUGAGCUACAGAAACGUGGUGGCCACAAGAGACCCAGACAUCAUGGCUCCCAGCACCAUGACAACGCCUCAAACAAGAAUCGGAAGAUUCACAUGGAUGACAAACAGUACAGCUGUGAUCAAUGCCCAUCCAUUUUCGCUCGACUGCAGACUUUCUUAACGCACCAGCGUGUUCACACAGGAGAGAGACCGUACAGCUGUGACACAUGUGGCUCAGCUUUCACUCAGUUGUCUCAUCUGAGGAGGCACGAGCGAAGUCACACCGGGAAGAAACCAUACAGGUGUGAUCAGUGCCCUUCCACUUUCACUCAACUAAGUAGUUUCUUGAGCCACCAGCGUGUUCACACAGGAGAGAGACCAUACAGCUGUGACACAUGUGGCUCAGCUUUCACUCAGUCGUCCCAUCUGAGGAAGCACAAACGAAGUCACACCGGGGAGAGGCCAUACAGCUGUGAUCAGUGUGGUCAGACUUUUACUCUAAAAUGUAGUCUGAACACUCACUGCAUACGUUUGCACACAGCAGAGAAACCAUACAGCUGCGACCAGUGUGGUAAAAGUUUUGCUUUGAAAUUUUCCCUGAAAGUCCACCAGCAAAUCCACACCGGAGAGAGUCCGCCCUGGUGUGAGGAGUGUGGAAAACCUUUUUCUCACACGUGCUCCCUUAAAAAUCAUCAAAGAGUUAUCAUUGGAGAAAGGCCGUACAGCUGCGACAAGUGUGGGAAAAGUUUCAAGCAGAAGUGUAUUUUACAAAAACACAGCAAAACUCACACUGGAGAGAAGCCAUACAGCUGUGAGGAGUGCGGGCAGAGUUUCACCCGCCCGUGCUCUCUGAGGAAACAUCAGCGUAUCCAUACCGGAGAAAGACCGUACAGCUGUGAUGAGUGUGGGAAAGCCUUCAGUCGGCAGUUCAGCCUGACAUGUCACAUGCGAAUCCAUACAGGAGAAAAACCAUACUGGUGUGAGGACUGCGGUCAAACGUUCCGUCACAAGGGCACCUUCAAACAACACCAAGAACAACAUCAGAAUAGGACAGAGAACUUGGAGCCGGGAUCAGCAGAAGUCUCUUUAUAAAGAACCAUUUCAUGUUUCAUGUAGAAGAUUUUCAGAUCUUCUUCCUUUUUAAUGUCUGCAGUGGAAUUCCGUAUGCGGUUGUUCUAUUGUUCAGAACAUCAUAAACACAUUGGUGUGGUCUGCUUGUUGCAGUGUGCUGCUGUGAGGGGAAAAAACGCUGAACAACAGAAAUGAGUAACUUUCUGUGGCACUCUUAAAUUAAUACUGUGAAUAAUACCUAUGGGAGAUUUAAAAACAAACAAACAAACAAACACCCAAUUAAAGAUGACAAACAUUUAUUUAAUGUAGGCACAGAAAAUGAGACUGACCAGAAACCACCUCCACAAACUUGCUGUAAAACCAGAGGAGAAGAUGUCCUCAGGGAUCCACAGACCACCAGGAGCUGCUCACAGUUCUGCAUAUCGGGCAUUUCAGAGCCCCCAAUCAAAACCCUUUGUUCCUGUUAGGACGAUAAAUGGCACACUUCUUCUUUAAGGACCACAAACUUGUGCUUCCUGUAGAAGCUGCCCUGAUCCUGCCUUUUUCCGAAGCUAUGUUGUUACAGUGCUGAACCACUACCUGGGGGGAAAAAAAACUAAAACAAAGUAAAACUGCAUUUGUUUUACUUUUUUUUCUGGUGCAAAGUAAAGUUUGUUUCCUUUUCAGGGCCUGUAAAAUGAAAUCAUUAACCUCAUUAAUGUUUAUUAUAAUGUUUGUUGACAAAAAAAUAAAGGGAUGCG
Neolamprologus brichardi is the source of this 1888-nucleotide messenger RNA. RefSeq lists its product as uncharacterized. Gene Ontology annotation, cellular component: nucleus. NCBI's taxonomy places the organism in Eukaryota, Metazoa, Chordata, Actinopteri, Cichliformes, Cichlidae. Gene Ontology annotation, biological process: embryo development; regulation of transcription by RNA polymerase II. Gene Ontology annotation, molecular function: RNA polymerase II transcription regulatory region sequence-specific DNA binding; DNA-binding transcription factor activity, RNA polymerase II-specific. The record is from RefSeq and is a predicted model, not a curated record.